UGCGUGUAGUAAACAUGUCGGCCGAUCAGCUGGGAGGAAAUUCGAACCUAAACACCAAUUAAAAAGAUGCUAAAAGAUGAGGAAAGUGAGGACAGAGAAAGUGAUGGCUCAUGUCAGCGACUACUUGAAGAGGAGAAAUCUCGAGAGUGGGGGACCAGGAGGAAGUGUAACGCUAACCGAACAGCAGGUGGGAAUUUUGGGCUUGGUUUCUCCCUCGGCCCCCAACACCUUCACCUUCUCCACCACCUCCACCCAGCACACGCAUGUUGAUCACCAGUAUGUCAGGCUAAAAUCGUGGAUGAUGGAGGCCAGUGAGCCAUGCCGAUCCGAAUUAUCCCAAGUUCUGUUUCCGCUCUUCGUCCACCUGUACCUUGAGCUGGUAGCGGCCACAGGGAGACAAGCGGCAAACAAGUUCUUCAAGAAACAUUAUCAGGUGUUCUUGGUGAACCGUGAUUAUGAAAAUACACUCUCUCAGGUUGUAAGUGCAUCUUCUAUAAAUUCUUCUGGAGACAUGAAUUCUUCUCCUGUUAUACAGAAUCUCAAGAGUGGCAAGUACCUGGUACGUUUAAGUGAACUGACUUUAAACUACUUUCUGCGAUAUCUGAAGUCGAGUGAGAACCCCACACUGUUGCAGAUAUUCAAUACAUACAUUGAGGUUGAGGUGGAUGAGUCAGGUGCUGGAAGUUCAGGAGCUGUGUUCAGAGGGCCCGAUCUGAACACUUCUUCCUCAACAGCUUUAGUUAAUGGUCACACUCCAGACUCAUUGUCCUCUGAUGCCUCUGCCUAUGCAGCUGAUGGAAUGGAUUGUAGCCCAGAAGAACUGCGCAAAGUGAAAGACAUCAUGGCUCGUGUUCGGUCGGCCCAACCCACUGCCCCUUCUUUGUGUGUGUAUACGGUCACAAAUGCUUAUAAUGGCCUGAGUUGUGCUAAUGUGAAUGCGGAAGGACAGCUUUUAGCCUGUGGGUUUGAAGACAGUGUAAUUAAAUUGUGGAAAUUGACACCCCCUUUGCAUGAUAUAGGGUUUGGAAAGAAAAAAACAGUAGUUGGACCCAGAGGUGGGAUAUCGCACACAUUACUUGCAUGUGAUGAUUCUCGCAUUGAAGACAGUGGUGAAAGAGAUGAAGAUGACAAAGAAGAAGAAGCCACAGCUGCUGAGAUCCGUAAUGGAGGAAGGAGAAGAAAUCGUGGUGGGGAGCUUUUUGCUCUUCGUGGACACAGUGGGCCUGUGCUGGACACAGCAUUCAGUCAUGAUUCAAAUUACUUGUUAUCAGUUAGUGAAGAUUGCUCCAUGAGACUGUGGGACUUAAAUAGUGGUAAUGCAGUGGCUCUGUAUAGAGGUCAUUCCUAUCCUGUGUGGUGUGUAGCUGUAGCCCCUCUCACCAUGUAUGUGGCAACAGGCUCAUAUGAUACAACUGCAAGAUUGUGGUCCACGGAUGCAACAUACCCCCUACGCACCUUUUCAGGUCACACAAGAGCUGUAGAUUGUGUGGCCUUCCAUCCCAAUGGCACUUACUUAGCUACUGGAUCCUGUGACCGUAGUAUUAGACUCUGGCAAGUCACUGACGGUGAUGUAGCACGGAUCCUUCCUCACCACAAGUCAGCAAUCAACACUAUGUCAUUUUCUCCAAAUGGAAAGUACCUGGCCUCUGGCAGCGAAGACGGCACAGUUGUCGUCUGGGACCUUGCUGGUGGACGCGUCAUGACAGAAAUUAGCAGUAGUAAUCAAGUCAAUAGUGGGAACACUGGCACAGGUACUCCUCACCAAGACUCCAUCAUGAAUGUGUGUUGGUCUACUGACUCAUCCCUCCUUGUGUCUGCGUCCAGUGACGGUUGUGUGCGAACAAGUCAUCUAAAGCAAACGCCAGCAAGCAAUGAUGGAACCAAUUCCUGGGAACUGAACGAAGUUGGCCAGGUUCAGUGCAGCGGAAGUACAAAUGGAGGAAGCGGCAAUAAUGGAGCGUCGGGAGUCCUGCUCCACACGUCUCUAACGUCUCACAAUUACCUCACUUCUGUCAUUGCUCUCGACGUGGAGAGAUAGUCGGUCUGCGGGCCACGGUGAUUCUGUCAGAUGCCCAUCGCUACUUGAUAGGUGGUGCUACAAAUAUUUUUAAAUUUUUAGUGCAGGAAGAGGGGGAAUGCCCACAGACAUCUGAUUGUCACUUUUUCAUUUUUUUUUUUUUCUUUGCAAGGAACUUCUUUCUUUUCUACAUUCGUGUAUAUUCAGAUUUUAGACUUUGAUCAUUGUUGUAUUUCACUUUGAUUAGUCCCUGGUAACAAGUGCUCGCAACUUUCAUGAACAGAUGUAAGCUCAAGCAUUCUUUAUGUUGUCUCACUUUUUGCAUCUUAUAUGACAAAAGUUCUUUGAGAGUAUUAAAGUAAUAACUGCAUGUCUUUCAUGGCUUUUGUGAACAAAUGUAGACUCAAGCAGUCUUUAUGUUGUAUCAGUAUUUAUAUUACAUCUGGCAAAAGGUAUUUAGAAUGUUAAGUAAUAAUUGUUUAUCCAUAUCUUCCUCCAAAAUCUUUUGUCACAUGUUCAUUCUCAGUCUUUCUUUGUUUUCUUUCUUUCGUUUCUUUUUAAAUCUGUCUGUAAAGCAGCUUAUUUAUCUCUCAUACUUUUACAUAAUCAUAACAUCUCACCAAAAUGAAGUUCUUCAGUUGUUCUCUCUUUUUCUCUUUCUCUCUCAAAGUGACGUGCUAUUUAUCAUGUCUUCCCUAUUUUGUGUACGACUCUCUACCCCCAAAAAUACAUCCAUUGUGUUCAAAUUUUUGGUCAGAAGUGCUAAGCCACCACUGUACUCCCUCCAUGAUCUUACAGAUCUCAUUUUCAUUUUUUAUUACCAUAAACAACCUUAAUAUGUUUGUUUUUAUUUUGAAGAAAAAAAAAAAAACAAUCCUUUAGUCAUAGUGCAACAUUUCAAAAAGCUGUACAAAACCAGUUGGUUCAAUAUAUCUUGUAUUUUCGUAAAAGUCCGCAAAGAUUUUUGAAUUGCAUUCAUUUUGUAGUUCUUGGAUAUAAUUACAGUUGUUUAACUAGAAGAGUAUUUAAGUAUCAUUAAUUUGUAAAAAUGGUGAACUGUAAAAUAGUGCAAAUAACGGGAAAAGUGAGUGAGUGAAUGAGUUAGUGAAUGAAUAUGCGUAUAUUUGUGUGUUUACAACAUAUGGAAUUAUGGUGUUUUGGAUGUCGUUGUCUCAAUGUUGGUUCUAAGAAAAUAAUUUUCACAAUAAUUAUUUAUACAAAAACAAUGCAAAAGGAAGUACACUAUCGUGAGCAUAGGGAAUGCCUGUAAUGAUACUGACAAAGACUAAGCUGGGACAAACUAGUUAAUAUUUAUUCCCCAUUGAAAUUAAUAUGAAACAGCAACAAUUUACUGAUAAUCAAAAUGGACAAAUGGUCUUGCUUGUAUCUGUAAUUAGGAAGCAAAUUAUUAUUUUAAAUGUCAAUAUAUAAGACCUGUUGAUGAGAUUUGAAACUCAAAAAGUGUCUGAAUUGGAUAUUCCAAUAUGGCAAAAAUAAUGAUAGCCUAUAAAAUUAGAAAUUCUUUCAUGAGGUAAAUAAAAUGAGCAAUUAUGUCAUUAAUACCAAUGUACCAUAACAAAAUAGAAGGAAUUUAAUUAGUGUUAGUAUAUACUCUAGUUUUAACUAGCAGUGUAUUUCAGGCUUCACCAUAUCAUUGCAAAUAUAAGAUUUAACAAAUGUAGGGAUACACUUUCAUAUUUACAGUGAAGAUUAAUUAUAUUAGAUUCAAGAGUCUAGCCAGUAGAUUCCAUGCUCAGAUUGUUUUAAAGUUCAUAUCCCCGUUGCAUUAUCUUUAUAUUUGUGUGUUUUUAAGUAAAGACAAUAAUUAUAUAAGAUA
Messenger RNA from Penaeus indicus, 3854 nucleotides. Its product is annotated as TAF5-like RNA polymerase II p300/CBP-associated factor-associated factor 65 kDa subunit 5L. Gene Ontology annotation, cellular component: transcription factor TFIID complex. Gene Ontology annotation, biological process: transcription initiation at RNA polymerase II promoter. The record is from RefSeq and is a predicted model, not a curated record. The transcript is spliced from 8 exons. Lineage: Eukaryota; Metazoa; Arthropoda; Malacostraca; Decapoda; Penaeidae. Gene Ontology annotation, molecular function: protein binding; RNA polymerase II general transcription initiation factor activity. Bases 77 to 2038 code for a protein of 653 amino acids.